Messenger RNA from Paramacrobiotus metropolitanus, 2195 nucleotides. Its product is annotated as chymotrypsinogen A-like. The transcript is spliced from 8 exons. NCBI's taxonomy places the organism in Eukaryota, Metazoa, Tardigrada, Eutardigrada, Parachela, Macrobiotidae. Gene Ontology annotation, molecular function: serine-type endopeptidase activity. The record is from RefSeq and is a predicted model, not a curated record. Gene Ontology annotation, biological process: proteolysis. Bases 389 to 1726 code for a protein of 445 amino acids.
UGCACCGGUAGCCGUUCACACGCAUACAUGCGUCCGAGUGCUUAACUUCCUUGGCCAUUAAUCUUCUCUCCCGGUUCUCAGGCUAACCUAAACCUCAUUCUAUAUAUUACGGUUUGCAGCGGUUCAUCAGUGAGAUUUUUCCGUUCAUUUUAUCUCAUCCCUUUUCCUGGACGCUGCUAUCUUUUAUAUUCAUUUUCAGCACCUUCUCGCUUCACAUAAGACCAUGGCAUGAUCGUUCGUAAUUAAUACUGUUCUGUCUGGCUGAUCUUGACCGGCUUCCGACCAUCAUCCUGGUCCGUGUGCCGUGUGUGAAAUAACCUCUGCGCGUUAUCCAACCAUCAACGGUCAACAGUAGCCAUAAAACACCGUGGCACGCAAUCUUCGUGGAAUGUUGCCGAUUUCCGUAACAAGUCAUCAUUUGAUACCACUAUGCCUUCUUCUUGUGUUUACAGUAUCUGCUGACCGAUAUGACACGGAAUCAUCCCGUGUAAACAAAAGGUCAAAAUGGCAGGCCGACAGGAUAAUAAUGGCCGACGAGUCUGGCGAGCCCAUUCAACAAACACUUGAUGAUCCGGAAGCUUUUGGAGACGAUUUCGGGAAUUCUGAAGAAGAUCCUUCCUACCGGACAAAUUUGUUCGAUAGGGAAUACUUUGCCACUGAUCUUCAAAAGCGCAAUACUAAAGCCUUCUAUCCACCGAAAACGUCUUUCGUAAAACAAAAACAAAGACCAAGCAAAUGGGCAAAUGAAGUGCUGGCGGCCAGAGGAAUUCUCUCUCGGUAUCAAGUGGGCCAAAAAAAGGAGUUCGACUUCGCUCCUAAAGACACAUACCAGUGUGGCGUACAAAAGGUCGCUCCCAAUGACUGGCUAAAGGGCAAGCCGACGUCAUCGGGUCUGAAAGACGUAACUAAGCGGAGAAUCGAGGCUAGGCAUCACAGCUGGCCUUGGCAAGUUGACAUCUUCUUCUACCGGGUGGAGAACGGAAGUGCUGUCCGGGUGCAUCUGUGCGGCGGUACCCUCAUCGAUCGCUGGCACGUAAUCACCGCGGCACAUUGCAACAUUAUACGCAGUCAGAAUUUUGCUUUAGGACGACCGAAAAGUUAUUACAUUCGAGUGGGACAGCACUACCGGUCGGUGGAUAGAGACACGGUCCAGACAAUUCGGGUCGACAAAUGGAUCGAUCAUCAGCAUUAUAACGAUUCAGUUUCGGAAGGAGAAAAUCCACCCAAAUUUUUUCUGUAUAACGAUAUCGCGUUUCUCCGUUUGGACCGUCCGGUGGACUUAAGCGAUGAAGUGCAUCCGGUUUGCUUGGACUUUACUGACACCACACCCUUCGCCAUUGGCACUACUUGCUACGCCACGGGUUGGAGUUUGGAGGAGUUUGAUUAUCAAAAAUGGAUUAAAGGUGAUUAUUCGGAAGUACUCAACGAGAGCAAAUCGAAGAUCGCCAAAGAUGCAUAUUGCCUGAAGCAUCACAGUGGAUAUAACGCCGAUGUAACCUUAUGCACCAAAUAUUAUCCAGGGCAUUAUUCAUGUCACGGCGAUAGUGGAGGGCCGCUGCAGUGCGAGCGGGAUGGGCGUUUUUAUUUGGUCGGGAUUGUCAGUUACGAUGUUGCCACAUCGUGUCGCGCGACGGGUAUGACAUAUUUUACGAAAAUUCGCGGUUUACAAAACUGGAUUGAGGGUCAGCUGGAGAAAAGUUUGCAAGAACUUUCACAAACAUCGUGAUUGACGGAGAACAAUUUUCGCGAGAAACUGUUUCUUUGGUUUUGGUGAAUUUAGUUUAUUUUGUUUGAAAAAGCAGCGCUUUUUCCUUACGACGCACGAUUCAUAUAUAUGAGCAAAAAACACAGCUGAAGCCGGUGUUUUCGGCUUUCCACUGGUUAAUAAUUUGAUUCCAAAUCCGCUGCAAAAUGAGUUAUGCUGGCCCAUUUUGUACAUAAAUUUACGCAUGGCUGACUGAUAGCUGCAGUUUCAUUUGAUAUUACCCUUUAAGCUAUUCCAGGAAACUGCGGGCUGCAUCCACGGAUAGCAAAUGUUUUCUUACGGUAAUUAAUUUUUAGCUUAUUAGUUAAUCGCUGAUGUCUUGAUGGCUGCACAGUUUAAUUUAUGGAUAUCUAGUAUACAUCACGCAAAAAUCGUGUUAUUUUAUUAAUGAUGAUGCUCGGGAGGCAAUGAAUAAAAGCUCUGGAACACA